Molecule: messenger RNA, 756 nt
Organism: Trypanosoma cruzi
Lineage: Eukaryota; Euglenozoa; Kinetoplastea; Trypanosomatida; Trypanosomatidae
Exons: 1
Coding region: 1-756 (251 amino acids)
Molecular function (GO): polynucleotide 5'-phosphatase activity
Source: RefSeq, a predicted model, not a curated record
AUGCUUUCCGAUGAGCAGGGGAUUUCGCAGCACGAGGUGGUAAGUAUGGGCGAUGCUGAGCAGCGUGCCGUGGCCAAGGCAUUGUUUGACGCCGUAAAUAAACACUUAUCCAACCCAUUCAUUGAAGUGGAAAUGCGUUUAGGCCAGUUUAAGGUAGAGGAAGACGCUUUGCGUGAAAAUACCAGCGACCAGAACGGUGCACAAACUAAUGGGCUGCGGAUUGUUGAUGCAAAUUUUACAGCUUGUGUCUCCACGGAGGAUUACGAGCGUAUCAAGACUUAUUUAAUGACCGAGAUGGAAAAUAGUUCUAUGACACGAUCCGUAACGCACGACGUUUCAUUACGUGGAUGGCGCCAUACAUACGCCACAGAUGAGGAUGGUAACCCUACUCGUUGCGUAUCAAUUGUGCGGAAGAAACGUUUAUUUGUGAAAAACAUUGUGGUUCCAUUAGGCGCGUAUAAUCUUCGAUUCGCCGUGUCAACAGAAACUCCAGGGGAUUUGCGUUUCUCUGGCGCUGGCCCACGAGCUGGUCAUACACGUCUGAAGGAUCGGCUCAGCAUCACAGAUGGAAUGUUCCGCUAUGACAUGACGCAGGUGACGGAGAAGGGAGUAUUGAUGCAUGAGGUGGAGAUUGAGGGAGUUUUCUCAUCGCAUGAGAAACAGUUGACGGAGUCGUGGCUGGAGGAGCUCCUUAGAAGAGCCAUGAGACUCGCAACACUUCGAACGAAUAGCACAGACGGUGCAGCGCUAAAUUAG